ACAAUGUUGAACUUUGUGGGGGAAACAGAUUCCUUAGAUUGUACAUGUGUUGGGAUGGAUAUAGGCAAGGUUUCAAAUUUUGUAGGCCAAUCUUGGGAGUGGAUGGAACUCAUUUGAAGUCUGGAAUUGGGGGGUUAAUUCUGACUGCAGUUGGACUUGAUGCUAAUGACUCAAUCUUCCCUGUUGCAUAUGCCAUUGUUGAGGGUGAAACAAAACAGUCUUGGGUGUGGUUUUUAGAAUUCUUAAAAAAAGACUUAGAAAUCAGUGAGGGGAAUGAACAUGAAUUUACCUUCAUGUCAGAUAAACAAAAGGGUUUAAUAGAAGCAUUUGAAGUGGUUUUGCCUAGAGUUGAGCACCGAUUUUGUGUUAGGCACCUUCAUGGGAAUAUGAAGGUUGCGGGAUUUCAAGGAAAGGCAUUGAAGGAUGCACUAUGGGACUGUGCCAAAGCAACAACUGUGCCCAAAUAUACAACUGCACUUGGAAAACUUAGACAAUUGGAUGAGGAUGCAUAUGUUUGGCUAUCUAAUAAGAGUCCAACAGAAUGGAGUAGGUCACAUUUCACAAGUGUUUCUCAUUGUGAUAUGUUGGUGAACAAUAUUUGUGAAAGUUUUAAUGCUGUAAUUAUUGAUGCACGUAAACAACCUAUCAUUUUGUGCCUUGAAUUAAUCAGAAAGCAGCUAAUGACCAAGCUAUUUGCCAAUAGGUAGGAUUGUGGAGAAAGUUAAGAUUAUUGAGGAAAAAGCAGCUGGUUAUACAGGAUAUCAAUGUGACACAUAUUUAUUUGAGAUUGGAGGUAUGUAUGAGGCACAACAUAGAGUGGAUUUGCAAAGAAGAACCUGUUCAUGUAGAAAGUGGGACCUCACUGGUAUUCCAUGUGAGCAUGGUGUUCGUGCAAUUUGGCUUAAGCAUGGAAAAGGCCAUGUAACUGACUACAUCCACCCCUGUUAUUCUAAAGAUA
Messenger RNA from Ipomoea nil (Japanese morning glory), 958 nucleotides. RefSeq lists its product as uncharacterized. Gene Ontology annotation, biological process: DNA transposition. The record is from RefSeq and is a predicted model, not a curated record. The coding region runs from base 45 to 707 and encodes 220 amino acids. The transcript is spliced from 2 exons. NCBI's taxonomy places the organism in Eukaryota, Viridiplantae, Streptophyta, Magnoliopsida, Solanales, Convolvulaceae. Gene Ontology annotation, molecular function: transposase activity; DNA binding.